Messenger RNA from Owenia fusiformis, 2761 nucleotides. The record is from the annotation of a GenBank genome assembly. Lineage: Eukaryota; Metazoa; Annelida; Polychaeta; Sabellida; Oweniidae.
GUUCUAGAAAGGGGGAUUAACACUAUAAACAAAAGAUGUUCUAGAACAUUAAGGAUUAACAUAAUGAUGCAAUUAACAUUGGUUUCAAUACAAUUGUUACCCUACUACUGUGAAAAUAAAAACAAGUCAGUCAGAGUAAUCCAAUAUAAGCCUUUUCACCUAUACACAUAUUUAAUCCAAAAUCCAAUAUCUACAUCAUAUAACUUUUCAUUGAACAGUGCUAUUUUGUUCGACCAGCUUAUUAUACUACAAUAGGAUUAUUUAAUCACAACUGAAGUUCAAUAGCUUUUAUAUUUGUAAAGAGUAUUGGUCAGUCAAAUAAUAAUCGCUAGGAAUUUGAACCAGACUUUUAUAAUGUACAUGUACAUUGUAUACUGCUUAACAUCUCAAUAUGUCUAUUUUGGAUAUAAUGUGAAUAUUGUAGUAAUUUUAAUUUGCUGAUUGAAUCAAACUUCAGGCUGAGCUACAAAAAAGGCCCAUUGCCGGGGUUAUCAGAGCAGUGAUUAAAGAUCGACGUUGGGAACUUAAUAUGAUCAUGCGGACUCUGAGGAAAACCCCUCUUAUGUUCGGUGCGCUUUGUCUGACGUGUAUAAUUUGUGUACAUUAUCAGGAACAAAUUACGCAGACAUUUAAGAAACAAAUCGAAUCGUGGCAAACAAACACAACACUAGACGUGUUCAUCAAACGACUUCUAAGUAAGCAAUCUGAAGAAAAAUGUCGUCCCGUCAAAAAUCUGGUUUUUAUUAAAGUACAGAAAUGCGGCGGUUCAACUUUGGCGAAUAUUUUUGUACGAUACGGUGAUAAACACAAUUCAACUUUCAUUUUGCCACGAUCUGGACGUUCAAUCGUAAACAAAAAGGACAUAAAUGGCGACAUUGGCAAACACGUGAAUAUGUUAGUGCACCAUACAAGGUACGAAGAAGCACUCAUACAAAAGGUCAUGCCAAAUGACACUGUUUAUAUCGGGGUAAUUCGUGAACCUUUAAAACAUCUCAAGUCCUACUACAACUUUUAUAAUUAUGGUAAUAAUAAAUCAAAACCAAGUUUGAGUGAAUUUGAGGAAAACCCAUGGAAAUUCAAGGAAGAAAUGAGAAUUCUUCAAAACUUUCAAAGUUGGUGGUAUGGCUUAGACAAUCCAAUGAUGAACGAGACGAUAUCUCGGAAAUUCGUUGAAAGGAUCAACAAAAAGUUUGCCUUAAUCCUAAUAACAGACUAUAUGAAAGAAUCUCUGGUUCUUCUAAAGGAUAUACUAUGUUGGUCAUUGGAUGAUCUUUUAUUUAUCUCACAGAAGGUUUCCUCCGAACCCGUGGCAUCAAGGAUAAUGGGUCAACCGGGUCCCCGAAAUACAAGUAAUUUAAACCAUACAACCAAUAUGGAACUGGCUGUAGAUAACAUGCGCAAAUUCAGCAAUGUCGAUUACAAAAUGUUUGACUAUUUCAAUUCUUCUCUUUGGGCUCGCAUUAAAUCAAAGGGUGAGGAAUUUCAGCGAAGCUUGAAACAUUACGACGAUAAAUUACGCAGUCUUCAAAAAACUUGCAAAAACACGAAUGAAAGCAUGUUAUUAAGCGAUGAAUAUAUUCAAAAAGUAAUACAGGAAAAUCCUUCAUCACCCGACUAUAAUUGCCAUCGGAUCUUGUUUCCGCCAAACUGGUACAGUCGUUAUAUUCUCCACCCAAAGCAAGAAAACAAAACAAAACAUUACAAAAAAGCCGGGAGACCAACAAUAAUAGAGCAAGAAAAACAAAACAGAGAUGCCAAUAAGAAAAUGGCCGGUCGAACAACAAAAAAAAAGAUUCGUAGAGUCGUUAUAUUCUCCACCCAAAACAAGAAAACAAAGCAAAAAUUACAAAAAGGCCGGGAGACCAACAAUAAUAGAGCAAGAAAAACAAAACAGAGAUACCAAUACAAUAUAAAACGGCAGGUCGAACAAAAAUACAAUUAAGCAGAGCAACUAAUGAUAAAACAGGCCAAUAGCGCAACAAGAUGUCACCACCUGCCAUUUUUUACAGACGCUGAACGGCAACCAACAACAACCUCCGAACGCUUUUGGGAGAGUUAUCUAUUUAAUAUAUCACACAUUGUUUUAAUAAUUAUUUGCUAAUGGAUGUUUCAUGUAAAUUCUACUUGUUGCUGAAAUCGGCUACAUGAAUAGUUUGCCGUUGACGGAUCGGCAUUCAAUUCAGGAAAUACCAUUCGAUGUUUAAUUCAUUCAUAAUAUGUAUUUAUAUGCAUCUCGUUGUUCAUAUCGACAAAACCUAAAUGUCUAGAAGCAUUUAAAGUGGCAACGCCAUUUUCCAUUACCCAUCACCUUCCAUUAACCUUUCACUUGAUAUAGUUUAGUUUUAGUUUUUAGUUUAAAAUAGUUUAUUUUUGUGUCACUGAUAUUACAAUAUACAGUACAUAUAAAAUACAUAAUAAAAACAACAUUUUGUAACAUCACCAGCCGUUGCCGACUUAUGAGACAAAGUAUACAUUAUAUCUGAGUGUCACCCAUUACUACCCCCCAAUGGGCAGCUUGGGUCAACAUUCAUAAAGACAGAGACAAAAAAAUGUCUCUGGUAAAAAUGUAUACAUUAAUAACCAAUGAUAUAAAUUCAGUCUGAUUAAUCAGUUUGGCAUAAAUAAGCAGUUCAUGGAAUGAUAUUGUCAAUCAUUAUAUUAAAUACAUAUAUUGCACCUAAUGUGAGAUGGAUAUUGCAUAAUAAAUACAUAUAUUGCACUAAAUGAGAGUAGCAUGUUGCAUAUGGUCAAAAAUUACAAU